GAACCUUUUCCUAUAGGAAUUUGUGACACUUUCCUACAUGUAGACAAAUGUCAUAAAUUUCCGAUGUGUAGAAAAAUGUCAAAAAUUCCUAUAGGAAAAAAUUCCUACGAGUCGAGAAUCGACCCCCAGGUGUGGAAAUGUCAAACGUGUCAAAAACUUCAAACUUCUCAAUGUAGGUUAUGUUGUGAUUUGUACUGUUACGUUUGUAUGUUUGUAACAUAUUUAAUAUUAGAAUAGGCAAUUAACAUAUCCGGUUUUAAAUAUCAAUACGCCUACCACAAAACGUUUGUAAUACGUCAUUUUUAGUUGCAAAUAUGUGGAAAUUGCAAAGCAAGAUACAUUAGAAAUAGACAAUAUUUGGGACUUAAAGUUAGCUAAUAUGCUGUGGAGGUUACGCAAUAAUGACAACAGAUCUUAGUUCUGCAUCAAUACCCCAAUUCUACAAACAACUAUUUAAUAUAUGUUCUGAAGAUGGUCAACCCGUACUUCAUGAAGUGUACGAGAUUCUACUUAAGCAAUGUAAAUUAUCAUCAGGUCAAAUUGAAAGAAUAUAUAAGCUAGUGGGAACAUCUGAAGGAAAUGUAAAUAGAACAAAUUUUUAUAAAACACUUGCUUUGGUAGCUUGGAGUCAACAAGGGAAACAGAUUACUGAUAAAUUGUUUGAAAAUUGUGUUGACAGAGAGUAUCCAACUCCAGAGAUUAAUGAUUUUACUCAAGUGAAGAAUAUUAAAACUCAACUUACGAAAAAGAUGAAAUCAGUUGAAUUUAAUUAUUCUGCAAUAACCAAACGAGAUUCAAUAAAUGUUCAUUUAGUACCUGAAAAAAAGGGAUUGAUUUUAAAAUACUCAGAGUAUAAUAUUACUUCAGUAAGAUUUAACACUAAAGUUACCAGAAGAUAUAAUGAUUUUGUAGCUUUAAAAGAAUUAUUACUUAAUAGAUUUCCUUACAGGCUAGUACCAUCACUACCCCCUAAAAAAAUUGUAUCUGAUGCCCAUUUCUUAGAAGGCAGAAGGAGGGCUCUGCAAAGAUGGUUAACAUUGAUAAGUAGGCAUCCUGUAAUAGGUGAGGAUUCUAUAGUACAAUUCUUCCUAACUGAUCAAGGACCUGAUUGCCAACACAGGAUUAGAGAUAUUUUUGCAAGAAUUCCAGAUGAAUUUAUGACAUCAGAUAUUGCUGCAACAGCAAAGAACCUAUUACCACCAGAAUAUAGUCAAAUCGCUGUAAAUUCUCAAAAUAUAAGAACUUUGGUGAAUGUAAUUGGUAAAUUGAAGCAUUUGACUGAAGAAAACGUUGAGCGUUACAAUGCAACAGGGCGAGAUUUUGAGGAAUUUAUGAAUCAAUUAAAAACAUUGAGUACACUUCAUGUAGAACAUACUCCGAAUAAUUUGGAAAAUUGGAAUGACAUGCAAAAAGGUUUUAAUGUCAUGGCUCGGGAUAUGGCAUCACUAUCAUGCAAAUCAAAUCAUCAUGCCUAUUUAGAACAAAAUGAAGUGUGUGAAAGAUUAGGUUUGCUUUUGGAUAUCCUCAUAGCACAUAAAGACCUCUGUGAUCGAUUGGAGAAAGGUCUUCAUCACGAUCAUGCCGUUGCUCUUUCCAAACUACUUAAUAUGAAGAAAAGGAAGAUUCAGGGUGUUAUUAGAGGAACUGAUGCUGAAAAAGUGGAGCAGUUGGAAUCAAAGAUGUUGACUCAAGAAAGUGUUAUAACAAAUAUGGAAUUAAGAGCAGAUUUUAGCUUAUAUUGUGUACAUAUGGAAACUCAAUUGGUUUAUGCAUAUUUGGAAACAUUAUCUAGUAUUAUGAGAAAUUUAUUGAAUCUCCAGAUUAAAUCUCAUUCCGAACUUCAUGACAUUUGGACACGGGUGCAAGUUACUGCUUCACCAUUUUUUCCAUGUGAUAAUCAAAGUAAUGGAGUAAUAUUAAAUAACAAUUAAACAAUUUUAUUCUUGUUAUGUACAAUAAAAUAAUUUUUAGUAUUUUAGUACUUGCCAACAGAUGUAAAUAAGUGUUUAAAUAAUGGCAUAUUCAAAUUUUUUUGCAGACUAGAAUAUGGUACUUUAUAUACAUAAAGGCAGUGGGGAUACAUAUCAUAAAUUUAGUUUUUAAGUUUAAAUAAAUAUGGUUACACCAUACAGAUUAUGUCCGUGUGCAUUAAUCAUUAGUACAUUCCACUAUAAUUAUGUUUUAAAUUAUUGUUUUAUUAAAAAUAUUAGCUUAUAAUAAGUAUUUUGUAUGAAAAAAUUUCUCAAAGAAAUUGAUCUUACUAGAGA
Psylliodes chrysocephalus is the source of this 2267-nucleotide messenger RNA. The record is from the annotation of a GenBank genome assembly. Lineage: Eukaryota; Metazoa; Arthropoda; Insecta; Coleoptera; Chrysomelidae.